AUGGUAGCGCAAGCUAUCCUCCGGCCAACAGGCCGUCUCACGCCGGUAGGCUUCGGAAUGGCGCUCCUACUCCUCUUGUUUGCAUUAAUCUACCGUGCUGAGGCGCAGCACGCCACGAUCGGCGUCGACUGGGGUGAGGAGUACGUUGAGGUGGCCAUCGCUUUCCGCGGCCAUAAACCGGAUAUUCUGCUCAACGACACUGGCAGCAGGAAAUUCGUCAAUGCAGUAUACCUGGACGACAAGACGCGGUUCUUCGACCAGAAGGCUGCGGCGAACGUUGUCAAGAAUCCGAGCAAAACCGUGCACAAGUCGGCGCACAUCCUGGGUCUGCCGGUGAGCGUGGACGGGGCACAGGAGGUAACUCCCGUCCCCAAGGAACAGGUCCUCGGCAUCUUCAACGACAAAGGAUUCGUUUUCGACUGGGACUACGCCCCGUAUGAGUUCGGCGCGGAUGGUGCCGGACAGCUGUACCUCAAAAUCACCAAAGAGGGCAUGGUCAAGGUUGAAGAAGUGGCGGGACACUUUUUCGACUACAUCAAAGGGAUCGUCACUAACAAACUGGUGGCAUCCAAGGUCAUCGAAGCGGCAGAGACCGACAUAUCAAUCAUGGCGGUGGUGACCAUUCCGUGCAACUACACGCAACACCAGCGGAAGGCCAUCAUUUUCGCCGCUGAGAGCGCCGGGAUAACGGUGGCAGGCUUGGUGCACGGAAUAACCGCCGCGUCUAUCGUCCGAGCGUUCGAGCAGGAACCGGGGACGAAGAAGGUGCUGUUCUACGACCUGGGCAGCUCCGGCGCCAACGUCGGUGUCGUCGAAAUCAAUGUGCCAGAGAAAGACCGCAAGAAGUCGAAAGGCAUAUCUGACACCCAGAUCACAAUGUUGUCCUGUGUGACACUGCAGGGCGUGGGCGGCAGGCAUCACGAUGUGGCGCUGGCACAGCACCUGCGUGCCAUUUUUGAAAAGAAAACCAAGAUCGAGCUCAUGCCACAACACCCGAACGCGCUGCAGAAGUUGUUGAAAGCCGCUAACAAGGCCAAAAUUGCACUCACGAUAUCUGGCGCCACAAACGUAGCCAUAGACGGACUCAUCAGGAAUGUAGACUUCACAAGUGAAACGGUUACGAGGCAGACAUUCACCGAGCUCAUCAGCGGCUCCAUAGCCCAACUCGAGAACCCCGUCAAAAGGGCGUUGGAGUUGGCCGGCGAUUUGAAACUGGAGGAGCUGGAUGGCGUGGAGCUGGUUGGAGGCAGCUGGAGGGUGCCGGCGGUCCAGGAGAAGCUGACCGAGAUCCUCAAGCCACACCCACUCGGCUUCCACCUCAACGCAGAGGAGGCAAUGGCGAUGGGAGCGGGUUACCUCGCCGCGGUACACAACCGUUUCUUCAAAAUGAAAAGCGCGAACGUGGCGGAAAACAGCCUGCACCUAUACGCCAUCAGGAUCUUCUCCAUCGACUCCACGCACCCGGACGCCAUGGAGAAGAGCUCCCCGCUCUUCAAACCAGACAGCAAACUGCAGGGCUCUAAAAGUGUCGUUUUCAAGACCAAUCUCGACUUCCAGCUGGACCUGACGGAGAACGGCGACCUCAUUACCACCUAUCGCAUCACUGGCAUUACUGAGGUAAUGAGCAAGGAGGAAAACAAGGGCAAGGUCGCCCAAAUCACGAUGGUGUUUGGCGCCAAUGCCACAGGAGUCAUUGAGCUCUCAAGGAAAAGCGCAGUCAUUGUCGAGGUUGCCGCCGAUGACGCAAGCAACGCCAGCCAGCCAGCUGCAGAGGGAACCGCCGAAGAAGCCGGCGAGCGCGCUGCCAAUGCCGAACAGGCAAAAGAAGCCCAGGAAUCCAAAGAACAUGAUAAAGCGGAUUCUGCAAAGGAGGAACAGGCUGCGGAACCGGAGAGCAAGGAAUCAAGCGACGCUGAGCAGACUACGGAAUCCGGUAGCGAAGAUCAGGGUAACCGGGAAAACAAAAAAUCCGACGACAAAGCAGAAGCAGGCAAGGAAGCUGACGGCAAAGCGGAGGACAAGAAGCCUGCAGCGCCCGCGGCGUUCGAGCUCCAUACUGAGGUAAUCAACAGACACAGCUCCUUCGCCCCGGAGAAGGUCGAGGAAGCGAUUGCGGGAAUCAAGGCCCGCAACCAACGCGAUAUGGACAUUGCGAGGCUGUCGGAAAGGAAGAACUCGCUGGAGUCGCUCAUUUACAAGUACAAGAGCGCGGCGAGGAAGACGGAGUUCCAGGAGGCGUGCGAUGAGGCGACCCUGGCCACCAUCAACGCGCUGCUGAAGGAAUACGAGGAUUGGUUUGACGAGGAUUCGUACGAUGCCACCCUGGAGCAGUUCGAGGAGCGCAUUUCCAAACUCGAGGAGGUAUCCACGCCCGUGUACCAGAGGUGGUCGGACAACGAGGCCCGCCCCACGCUCAUCGCAUCCACCAACAAGUCCAUAGCGAAGCUGAUGCAGAAGUUCGACGAGCUGCUGGAGAAAAAACCGUACAUCGCCGAGGAGAGCGAGAUGGUCGACAGGUUCAAGAGCGUGCAGACGUGGUGGGAGGAGGUCCAAAAGCAACAGGAGGCCCUGAAACCCAGCGAGGAGCCCGCGUUCACCGCAGCGUCGAUCAAGGUGCGCAUGGAGAUCGCGAAGCAGGUGCUGGCGUCGCUCCAGAAGGUGCCGAAGCCCAAGCCGGCCGCGGAGGAGAAAACGCCAGAGGAGGCCAAGGAGGCGGAGCCGACGGCGGAAGAGGGCGCGCAAUCACCCGAGGAGGAGCAGCCCGCGGACGAAAAGGAAGAACCAGAACAGACGCCAACCGACGAGCUGUAG
This is a messenger RNA of Babesia bigemina, 2811 nucleotides long. Its product is annotated as DnaK family domain containing protein, putative. Gene Ontology annotation, molecular function: ATP-dependent protein folding chaperone; ATP binding. Bases 1 to 2811 code for a protein of 936 amino acids. The record is from RefSeq and is a predicted model, not a curated record. The transcript has a single exon. Lineage: Eukaryota; Apicomplexa; Aconoidasida; Piroplasmida; Babesiidae. Gene Ontology annotation, cellular component: endoplasmic reticulum chaperone complex. Gene Ontology annotation, biological process: negative regulation of hypoxia-induced intrinsic apoptotic signaling pathway; endoplasmic reticulum unfolded protein response; cellular response to hypoxia.